AUGCACUGCUCCUAUUGGGCAGCCACUCCCUUCGACACACUCAUCCGCACCGCCUAUUGGCCGAGAAUAUCUUUCAGCCCGCCCAUCCGCGCCGCCUAUUGGCCAACUGAUCCUUUUGUCCGCCCUUCUGAUUGGGCAGCAGAUCUUUGCCCUUUCGUCUUCUUCGAGUUUUAUUGCGCUGAUUGCUCAGAGACUUGGUGUCUGAUUGGUCCCCUGGGUCACGAGAGAGGAAAUUUUGGCCUUUGCUGCUUGGGGCGCCUCAGCAUCCCGAUCAGCUUUUCCUGCCUCUGCCCAACCUCAUGGCGCCUCACUGUGCCCACCGUGAGCCCGUGUGCCCGUCAGCGCCUGGCCCUGCUGGCACUCCUCUUUGGAGUCUGCCUGCUGCUCCUUGUGGCAGCCACAGAUCUGCGCCGUUGGGGCUCUUCUGCCCCCCCAGACCGGCCGUUUGAGAGGUACAUGGCCCGGGUGGGAGACCUGGAAGCUACGGACACAGGGGACUCCACACUGAACUAUGGGAUUGUUGUUGAUUGUGGGAGCAGCGGCUCCCGGGUCUUUGUGUAUUUCUGGCCUCCACACAACGGGAACCCUCAUGACCUGUUGGAUGUCAAGCAGAUGAGAGACCAGAGCCGCCAGCCCGUCGUCAAGAAAAUCAAGCCAGGGAUCUCCGUGCUGGCAACCACUCCGGACCAAGCCAGUCACUACAUGCGCCCACUGCUCAGCUUUGCUGCAGCUCAUGUGCCGGUGACAAAGCACAAGGAGACUCCACUCUACAUCCUGUGCACGGCGGGUAUGAGGCUGCUGCCUGAGAGGCAGCAGGCUGCAAUCCUGGCGGACUUGGUGAGGAAUGUGCCCCUGGAGUUUGAUUUCCUCUUCUCGGCGUCGCAAGCUGAAGUGAUCUCAGGGAAGCAGGAAGGGGUUUAUGCCUGGAUUGGGAUCAACUUUGUCUUGGGGAGAUUCGAUCACGAGGAGGAGGAGGAAGCGAUGGUCACAGUGGCUCUGGGGAGUCAGGCGGAGUCCCUGGUGCGGAAGCGGACAGUGGGGAUCUUGGACAUGGGUGGUGCUUCUCUGCAAAUCGCCUACGAGGUGCCCAGCGUGGAGGCCUUCUCCUCCCCACAGCAGGAGGAGGCUGCCAAGAGCCUGCUGGCUGAGUUCAACCUGGGCUGUGACGUGCAGCACACGGAGCACGUGUACCGUGUCUAUGUCAGCACCUUCCUGGGCUUUGGGGGGAACUUUGCACGGCAGCGCUACGAGGAGCUUGUGCUGAACCAGACACGUACCCACAACAGGCUGCACAGCCAGCAGAUGGGGGCAAGUACUGAGACCCCUUUUCUGGAUCCCUGCUUGCCUGUGGGGCUCAAGGACACAAUAGAAAGAGGGGGCCAGACCCUGCAUAUCCGAGGGCGAGGGGACUGGCAGGCCUGUGCACAGCUGCUGCAGCCUCUGCUGGCAGGGGUCAAUGGCAGCCAGGCCUCCCUGACCAGCACUUACCAGGCACCCAUUGACUUCAACAACAGCGAGUUCUAUGGCUUCUCGGAGUUCUUCUACUGUACUGAGGACGUGCUGCGUCUCGGGGGCCACUACCAUGCACCCAGCUUUGCCCGCACUGCCCAGGAUUACUGCAGCCUGAGCUGGUCAGUGCUGACUCAGCGGUUCCAAGAGGGCCUGUACUCCCCACACGCAGACCAGCAGCGGGUCAAGUAUCAGUGCUUUAAAUCUGCCUGGAUGUACCAAGUCCUUCAUGAAGGCUUUCACUUUCCCCUGGAUUACUCCAGCCUGCACAUGGCCCAGCUCGUGGACGACCGUGAGGUGCAGUGGACCCUUGGAGCCAUUCUCUAUAAAACCCGCUUUCUGCCACUCAGGGAUCUCCGGCAGGAGAGCAGCCGACAAGCCCACAGCCCCUGGCUCCGCCUCUCCUUCGUCUACAACCACUAUCUCUUCUUUGUCUGCAUCCUGGUGGUGCUGCUGGCCAUCAUCCUCUACCUAUUGCGGCUGCGCCGCAUUCAUAGCCGCCAGCUGUGUUUAGCUCCCCAUAACCUACGGUGGCUGGAAGAGGCCGUGCUGCUGCCAGGCCAGGAACUGGGGCCCUAACCUGGCUCUGGAACACCAGCACCUGAACUGGAACCUAGGCUGGGUGACAAGCAGCCAAAGCCAGCCUAUGGGGCUGCUGCCUAGGUUCCAUCUCCUCUCCUAGAGCCCCAACACCAGUCAGGCCCUUGUUUGACACACAGGCCUGGAGACUCCCUGCUGGGCAGGAGAGGUGGGUACUCAGUAACAGGUGGUACCAGCAAGGCAGAUUUAGCUCUCUACUCAUGGGAAUAGAAAGGUGUAGCACAUCAGGGGAAAGCCUAGCUUGCAAACCUAUGGAACUCACUGCAAUAAGAUAGUGAGGUUAAGCAUCAGUAGGACUCAGCAGCCAACUGGACCGUUGAGGGGCCAAUAAGCACACCUGCUAUUACCUCUGAAAAGUCGAUCAUAAGGGACAUGUCUGCCAGUCAAGGAGCCUUAAUCCCUAAGUCUGUUUACCUUCUCUUGAAGCACAGAGCAGCCCCCGCCCCCCCUCCACCAUUGCUGUUUUUUCUGUCCAAGGGGCAGGAGUGGGACCAUAGUCCUAGCAUCACGUUGCUCCCUUGACAAGGGGCAGCUACGGGAGGGCUAGAGUUCCUAACCCCCUCUGCACAGCUGAGACUCCAUGAAUCUUUCUGUGGCUGUGUCCUACCCCCAAGCAGCAGGCUUCCCCCUGGGCCAUAGGGCACAAGUCCCCAGUCUCAGCCAUGGGGGGUUCCUUGGCUGACGGCAGGGCCCAGAAGUGGAAACUGGGUCAUUGCAAAUUGGUUUUCUUCUAGCAGAAGCCAUCUGAAUGAGCCUUCUCCCUCAUCCUGGGCUUCAGCUUCCCUUUAAAUCCUUCAGAGGGGGUGUAGCCCUUGUCCCCUCCAGCAGCUGCCUGAGUUUAGCCCCUUGAAGGCUUCCCUGCAGCCCAGCUGUUCAACAAGGAGGGGCACAGACCAAAUGCUGCAUCCCCCCAGAGGGGUGCUUUGCUACCUCAGAGGGAUCACAUGUGAUGUCUGUAGGGGCUGCUAAGACAUGCUAGCUUGUGUGAUUUGAGGCAGGUACCGGCCUGCCCCUGGCCAUCCCUACCCAUUUCAGGCCAAAGUUCUUUCCUUGUACAGGGCAGCAAUCCAUGCCCUGAUUCAGCCAUGGAAUUCAUCCUGCAGGCUGCCUCCCCUCCCCCAGGCCUUGCCUCCACAGAACCCAGAUUACUUGAACCCCAGCUGUUCCGAUUAGCGCAAUAAACAAUCCACAGGCCACCCCAGCAGUUUGUGCUUAUCUGUGUUAGGGUCAGCACCCCCUGUAGUCUCUGCUGCAGACUUAACCCCCCUGCGGAAGGGAAUGUACAGAUGCUCUUUGUGGGGAAGAGCCCUAGCUGGAAGUUUCUCUCAUCCAGGGCACGGCUCAGCACACUCACCCUGGGUGCUCAGAGCAGUGGGGUAGCUCUGAUCCAGGCCACACCUGCUGGAAUGAUUACUGCAGUUUCCAUCAAUCCCCUGGGUGAGAAGUCAGCAGCGCACAGCCUAGCCUCUGGGUAUCCUUGAAUAAGAGGGUUAAUUGCCAGCAUGGCUCAGGCAGGGGCCUGCACAGCUGGAGCAGAGAAGUGCUCCAGGGGCCACCCAAGCACUGGUGGUGCUAGAUCAAAGUAGGCAACAGCUGUUAGAGCAAGGCAGUGCACUCAGUCUUUCAUGGGGUGGAGCCAGGCCCCAGCUAAGGCUUUGACUUGAGGGGGAAACUGUUGCAUGGUACCUGGAAGCAGGGACAAGGGCAGAGCAUAUGCUUCAUCCUCCCUGAAACAGUUCCACUGCUGCACACGGGUCCAGCCCCCUUCCCUCGCCCCUGCAGCAGGGUAGGGGAGAGGAAGGAAGCUGCACCUAGAGCUCACCACAAGGGAGACCACCACGCUGCAUACUAGAAAAACUUUUAUUUUCACAACACAUUUAAACACCAAACAACAAAUAAAUACUGUGGUUAAUAAAUACGGGAAAUAGGAGGGGGAGACCAGGGUCUGGUCCAGAUUAUCGGCACCUGCCCCACAACCAGCCCACACACAAGAAGGGGCAGGAGUAGGAACCCUCUGAGCAGAGAAGAGCCAGGUGCCUGUGGUACUAGGAUCGCAGGGGAAAGAGGGUUUUUUUUCCCCUGCAGACUGACUCAGAGUCCCACCCUGACCUACCACUCACUAGGACUUCUUCCAUCAGCCACACACUGUUCCUCAGGCCCACCCUCCCAGAAAUAGCAAUAGCCACCAAUCAGGAGCAGGCUUGAAAGCAGGGAUGCUGCUCCGGAGCCCAGGGAUCUCCCAAGGGGCUCCGGCUGCAGAGGAUGUGGUCCUCACAUGCACCAGCCCACAGAACGGGCUGCCAGGACCAGGAUUCAUGCAACAGGCAUCAUGAGGCUGAACUCUGUCUCCAUUUCUCGCUUUAAGGGCUGAACAGAGCAGAGGCAAAAGGAGGGCUGUGGUCCCUGUACCUACCCUCCAAGAGUAGGGGUAGGCACAGUCUUCUGCACCAGCCAAUUCCUUGGGAACCACAGAGCUCAGCUAGCCACUUGGGAAUCUCUCCCAUGCUAAGGAGGGGUGGGGUUCCAUCUGCAGCACCUGGCUCAAGAGGAAGCUCAACUCUGAAGGAAAACCUGACUCCUCAGGGCUACAUGAGUGGCCCUUGUGCCUUUUGGUUCCUGGAUGCAGUGGCUGAGGUGGUGCUGCAGCUGGUCUGACCUGGGGUCCAGCUCUGGCAGGACAGCACUGGUGGGUACAGAGGGUGGAUCUACAUCUGGAUUUCAGAAGGAAAUGCAGGAG
This is a messenger RNA of Pelodiscus sinensis (Chinese soft-shelled turtle), 4846 nucleotides long. The record is from RefSeq and is a predicted model, not a curated record. Lineage: Eukaryota; Metazoa; Chordata; Testudines; Trionychidae.